Mizuhopecten yessoensis (Yesso scallop) is the source of this 3485-nucleotide messenger RNA. Its product is annotated as RING finger protein 207-like. NCBI's taxonomy places the organism in Eukaryota, Metazoa, Mollusca, Bivalvia, Pectinida, Pectinidae. The transcript has 3 exons. Gene Ontology annotation, molecular function: zinc ion binding. The coding region runs from base 140 to 2197 and encodes 685 amino acids. The record is from RefSeq and is a predicted model, not a curated record.
CCCCUUUAAAGUUUCGGGUCAGGUGAUCACUGGAACCCGGAUGUAGGUAUGGAUGGCGAUAAAUCGUACGGUUGAUGUCGGCAUUAAGACUCGUGUGUGUGACAUGUCGAUUCUACAAUUAACCUGAACUCGACAGAGUAUGGACGAGACCGUAGAGAAGUCAGACGAUAGAUAUUUCCUGUGUCUCCUUUGUUUCAAACCCUGUGAAAGUCCAAGAGAACUGCCAUGUCUGCAUUCGUUUUGUCGGCGAUGUCUGGACUCCUUCACAAAAUCAGAGUCCACUGCAACAGAUACGACGUUUCCUUGUCCAGUUUGCGAAACCCCCACACCCCAUAAUAGUCCUAGGUCUCCAGUGAACACGUGGUCAUCUUUCCUUCCCCUUGGCGUGCCACACCCGCCGUCCCCAGGAGUGAGCGGUGGGGAUAACGGUAUAGCGUGUGAGGGGUGUCGGAGAGACGGUGAGGAUACUAGGGCGACGUACUGGUGCCGUCAUUGUGUUGAAGCCCUUUGUUCACCAUGUAGAAUUGCACACAGACGCAACAAAAAAACGAGUGACCAUAAAGUUGUCGAAGUCAGUGACAUCAGCAAGACUGGUGGACCGCAACCAUUGGCUCUCCCUGUUCACGAAGGCUGUACUCAGCAUACAAAUAAAACAUUAGAGGUCUACUGUCUUGAUCAUCACUCUCUGUGCUGUAUCCUAUGUCUGGCAGUAUCACACCGGGAGUGUAGGCACAUGCGGAGUAUAGAGGAUGUAUCAAGGAAGCCUAUUGCGACGUGUGACGACAUCUGGGUCAAGCUUGAUACUGAAUCCAAAAUGUUGGUACACACAAAUGACGCAUCACUUGCAACAAUAGAAUUAGAUAAAGAGAGCGUCACUGCAUCAAUAAAAUCUAAGCUAGACUCAAUCAGAAAGAAAAUAGAUGAACUUCAAUCGAAACUUCUCGACGACGUGAUACUAGCACACAAUAAGAAUCAAGAGCAUCUAUUAAGCCAUAAACAGAACACAGAACAGUUUUACACCAAUGUGAGGAAUACGCGACUUCUUAUGGCCACAUUAAGUGGGCACGUGCCACCCCGACAGGCUUUCAUAGCACGAGAACAGGCGAACGUGCAACUCACGAGACAUUAUCAGCGUCUAAAGCAUAGAAUACUACAGAGCGACAACUUGUACAGGCUAGAAAUCCAAAUGGAUGACGCUGUCGAUGAAAUCAUGAAUACUCUGACAGCUGUAGGCUCUGUCCAAGUGACAUCAACGUUGUCAGACACAACCAAACAUGCGCUUGCAGCGGUUGGGACAACGCUUGAAUCUAUGCAUAAAACGCAAACUCUAUCGUCAUUCUCCGAUUCCAUGUCUUCGUCUGACAUGAUAGGUUCGUUAACAAGGAAUGUCGAACCAAAACCAGAAAUGAAAACAGUGAAACCGCAUCUGCUGAAAUCUGUACUGUCCAAAGAUCUGGUCGGCAGGCAGGUAAUCCUGCUGACUGGCGGUACAUUUGUAGAUGAAAAUAAAUUAAUAAUGGCCGACUGUAACAACAAAAGACUCCUAAUGUUUGACGAGAACUAUAAUUACAUAAAGCAAUAUGCUAUCAACGGAUGCCCCACAGAUGUCGCCAGAGGUAACAAGGGUAACGAAUUGUACGUUUCUGUCUAUAACAAGGAGAUCCUCCGAUGCUCCCUUGCAUCCGGGCAUCUUGAUGUAAUUGGGAAAACAGAGUGUCCUACUUUGACGUGCGGUGUAGCUUUAUUGGAUGAAAAGUUGCUAGUUGUGACUUCAGACACUAUCAAAGUGUUGGAAGCGGAUGGACAGGAAGUAAACAGUGUUCUGAUAACGACCACCGGAACUACAUGUAUUGCGGCGUGUAGUCAGCGCCACAUGUACUUCCACAGGGACAACAACUCUGUCGUUGGUCGAACACUUGAUGGACGUGAGGUCACCCGGUACACACACCCACACCUCCGCGAUCCGGUCGGUAUUUGUCUUGACGAACAUGGUCACGUGUUUGUAUGUGGAUAUCAGUCAGGAAACAUCCACGAGAUGGCGCCCGAUGCAACAAGAGGGCGAGUGUUGGUGAAGAAACUAGACAAAAUCAGACACCCGUGGGCAGUGAUUGCUCAUCCGAGCAAGCGCGAGUUUGUCGUCACUUCCUGUAAAGAAACCAUUGCUUUCGAGGUGUACCGAAUCCUACCAAAUAAGUGACGUUUCUUUCUGUAAUUAAAGAGCUAGAUGUGUUGGAAUGAAUGUUCCAUUUCGUAACGACUCAAUGACGUCAUUCCUUGAUGUGUUUCCGUUAUUGAUAGUGUAUCAAGCAUUAGGAGUAAACGAUUGGCUGUAAGAGGUUGUAACGAUACGUAUACAGACUUUCCUCGUUACUUCCAGUAUACGGGAGGAUAUAUUCCUGAUAUUAAAAAGGACCUCAUUUCUUAUACAUAAACAGGCGACAAAGCGUGGUGAUAGUAGACAACAUUGUUUAUCUUAUACAUAUAUCUGCCUGGUGCAAGACCUUUAUGCAUUUUAUUACAUUUUUAAUAUAUUAUUGUGAAAUAUUGCAAAACAUUCAUUCUAUAUGAAAGUGAUAUUUUUCACUAGUAAAUUAUAACACUUUUGCUUAUUUGACCAAUCAAAACACUGAUUACAAACUCUAUGCAUCAUUUGUCCCGAUUAAAUCCUUCUGUCGACAUGUCGGCCUCAUUAUACAAAGUGACAAAUUGUUUUCUGUUUUCUUUUAUGAAAAUUAAAAGUGAGAUAAAUUUGGUAUUUUAAUCACACUGGAAGAAAUUGUGGAUAACAUUCGCUGUCUAAAUUGUUCAAAGGCUAUUGGUCCUGGUUUGGUUGAUCCUCGCUUAUUAAAGGAAGCUGUUGAUAUUUUGUGCUUUUCGCUCCAAACUAUAUUCAAUCUCUCAUCAUCGAAAUCAAUAAUUCCAAAUGAAUGGAAAAAAAUAAAAAUGUUUCUCCUAUAUACAAAAAAGAUGAUAAGCCAAGGAGUAGAAACUAUCGACCUAUAUCUCUUUUAUCUAGACUUGGUAAGGUAAUGGAAAGAUGCGUAUACAAACAUAUCUAUAAUUUCUUCCUUUGUCAUCGACUGUUAUCUUCUAGUCGGUCCGGGUUCAUCCAAAGACAAAGAUAAUGAAAUAGACGACGGAAAAGAAAUAAGAUUGGUCUUUUGCGACGUUAACCAAACUACGCAGUUUUUGAAUUACUGGUAAAUUGUUGUCAUGGUUUUCAAACUAUCUUUCGGAUGGUAAGGAGUGUGUUGUCAUCAAUACUAAGUAUUCGUCUUGGCAACAACUCCCACAAGGCUCUAUGCUAGGACCACUACUAUUUCCAGUUUUUAUUAAUGAUACAGCCGACAAUAUUCAAUCAACUAUUAAGUUAUUUGCCGACAAUACAUCUUUAUAUGCUACAGUUGAUGUACCCACAGAUAGUGCUGAUGUCUUAAAUAGGGACUUGGGGAAAUCUUUUUAAUUAGUACAAAAAAAUGCUCGUU